This is a messenger RNA of Vicia villosa (hairy vetch), 872 nucleotides long. RefSeq names its product lipid transfer protein EARLI 1-like. The record is from RefSeq and is a predicted model, not a curated record. The transcript has a single exon. NCBI's taxonomy places the organism in Eukaryota, Viridiplantae, Streptophyta, Magnoliopsida, Fabales, Fabaceae. The coding region runs from base 95 to 595 and encodes 166 amino acids.
ACUAUAACUCACACUCUCCUCUUAAGCCCUAGUAGCUAAUUAACUAGUAUUUGCAACAUAACACUAGCUAUAUUACUACAAGAGUUUAAUUACAAUGGCUUCCAAAUCUUGUUCCUCCCUUGCUAUUUUCCUCACAAUCAACAUUCUCUUCUUUACACUUGUUUCAUCUUGUGGAACUUGCGGCUCUGGCUCAUACCCGAACCCGAACCCUAACCCUAAGCCAAAACAUACACCAAGUCCAAAACAUUCAGGUGGCUCGAGUCCAGGAGGCUCAAGCCCUUCAGGUCCUUCCGGCCCAUCAGGUGGCUCUAGCCCUUCAGGCGGGGGUAGCACCGCCUCGUGUCCACGUGAUGCACUCAAACUCGGCGUAUGUGCCAAUGUCCUAAAUGGCUUGUUGAAUGUAACUUUGGGCCAGCCACCAGUGACACCAUGUUGCUCCCUUCUAAAUGGCCUAGUUGAUCUUGAGGCUGCAGUGUGUCUUUGCACUGCCCUUAAAGCUAACAUUUUGGGGAUAAAUCUCAACCUUCCCAUCUCACUUAGCUUGCUUCUCAAUAUUUGCUCAAAACAAGCACCACGUAAUUUCCAAUGUGCCUAAAUAAAAUAUCAUCAUCAUCAAGAUCAUAUCAACGUAUCUACUUCAUUUGCUUUUUAUUUGACUUAAGUUUCGUUGCUUAUUCUAAAUUAUCCAUUUGAUCUCUCAGUUUGAGAGAUUUGUUCAUUGCAUGGAUGAUUAACCUCUCGUUAUAUUAUUCAUUGGAUUCGGUGUUUGUUUUUAUAUUUGUCCAGAUUGUCAUGAUAAAUGUAUUAUCCCAAUGCAAUUUGCUAGGGAAAUAAUUAAGAUGAUUAAUUAUUAAUAGUGUUUAUUUUACUGA